This is a messenger RNA of Rotaria sordida, 669 nucleotides long. NCBI's taxonomy places the organism in Eukaryota, Metazoa, Rotifera, Eurotatoria, Philodinida, Philodinidae. The record is from the annotation of a GenBank genome assembly.
AUGACGGAGACUAUAACUCGACUUGGUGUUGUCAUCUUUCCUGGUUUUGCACUAUUAGAUGUUGCUGGUCCAUUGCAAUUUUUCAAUCAACUUAGUGUAAUAGAACCAUUCAAAUUAAGUAUUAUUGCCAGAACGAUGGAUUCAGUAAGUACUGUACCACCCAAACAUACAAUGCCUGAAAGCAAAUUUUGUCGUAUUGGUGAAACAUGGUUACCAACACAUACAUUUAAUAAUGCACCAGAAUUAGAUAUUCUAUUAGUUCCAGGUGGAUUGGGUACACGAGAUGAAAUCAUUUUCAAUGAAGUUACUUCAUUUACUAAGAAACGAUAUCCAACACUUAAAUAUUUACUUUCUGUAUGUACAGGAUCAUUGAUGGUGGCAGCAGCUGGUAUUCUCAAUGGACGAAAAGCAACAUCAAACAAAUAUGCUUGGUCAUUGGCAACAAAUAAUAAGGAUGUUGAUUGGGUUCCGAAAGCACGUUGGGUAGUGGAUGGCAAUAUUUGGUCAAGUUCAGGCGUAGCAGCUGGUAUGGAUAUGACUUAUGCAUUUAUUGCUACUGUAUUCUCAUCGGAUAUUGCUAAACAAUUAGCUAAUAUGAUGGAAUAUGAACCACAUACAAAUCCUGAAUGGGAUCCUUUUUUUGAAAUUUGGAAUCCAUCAUCCAAAUAG